UAUAUUUAUCUGAGCUAAUGUUUGUUAUUACUGUUCAUAUCAAUAUUUCAGACAGUGGUGCCAUCGCUGUUCAGGCCUUACAGUGUGUGGGGCUGGUAGAACUCAUCCUGGCAACAUGGAAUGAAGUGCAGACCAACUUCUUUGAUGGCGGGCUUCCGUGUCGCUACUUCACUGAGGUCACUGGAGGUCUGGGUAGAUCUCACAACACACAAGCCAUGCCUUUCAACAUGUCAGUCUUCACUGGCAAGCAGCGGGGAUACAAAGGUGGUGUCAUUCUUCUUGUCAUCGGGACUCUCCUCUACAUCAUAGCCUUUAGUGCUCCUUUCUGGAAGAAGAGUGAGUCAGAAGGAGAAUAUGAGUCAGAAGGAGAAUAUUAUGUACGAGUAGAGUAUACAGGUCUUUGGCAGCGCUGUGAGUACAGCUCAAGAUAUCCCACGAUUUGCUAUUCAGUACAUCCUGUGCUGUUUGCUAAAUAUUUCGACAGUGGUGCCAUAGCUGUUCAGGCCUUACAGUGUGUGGGGCUGGUAGGACUCAUCCUGGCAACAUGGAAUGAAGUGCAGACCAACUUCUUUGAUGGCGGGCUUCCGUGUCGCUACUUCACUGAGGUCACUGGAGGUCUCGCAGGUUUUACUGGAGCGAUGGUGUUUGUUUACGGAAUGCAAAAUGAGCUCCGCGGAGGUUGGGUCAAGUAUUCUUGGUGUCUUCCCUUGGACAUAGUUGGAUGCCUGUCAUGCGCUCUGAGCACGUUUCUGACUUCUAAGUUCAAGGGUUACGACGAUACAAGUAAGAUGAUAUUUACCGUUUGGCUAACAGCCGCACAUUUACCGCGCCUGAACACACACACACACACAUAUUAAUGGUUUAUUUAUACUCAUGUAUAUAAGUGUGUUCUCUCUCUCUCUCUCUUAGAAGAAGGGGGAUCGCCAGUUUCGAGCUUGGCUAUUCGACUUAUGUGAUCUUUUGUUUUUUGAACGCUUGACCGUUUGGCCGAGAAAUGAAUGUCUCCCUCAGAUUGUGAAACCCGUUAUUACAAGAUUAUAAGCAGGUGUCUCGAAUAUAAGCUUUCUUAAAAUUAAUCUUUCACGGAAGUAUAAAAAAAACUUAGGAAAAACUCCACAACCACAAUACUACAAUCAACACAGUACAUGUA
Messenger RNA from Pomacea canaliculata, 1150 nucleotides. RefSeq lists its product as uncharacterized. Bases 18 to 857 code for a protein of 279 amino acids. NCBI's taxonomy places the organism in Eukaryota, Metazoa, Mollusca, Gastropoda, Architaenioglossa, Ampullariidae. The transcript has 4 exons. The record is from RefSeq and is a predicted model, not a curated record.